Messenger RNA from Triticum turgidum subsp. durum (durum wheat), 735 nucleotides. The record is from the annotation of a GenBank genome assembly. NCBI's taxonomy places the organism in Eukaryota, Viridiplantae, Streptophyta, Magnoliopsida, Poales, Poaceae.
AUGGAAGAACCGGGAUGGGUGAAUCGGGUGGCCCAGUUGCUGAAUUUAUGGGAGAUCCGGGUCGCGGUCCUUUCGAGCUUCGUCGCACAUCUUCUACUCGUGCUCCUCUCCAGCAUCCGUCGGCGUAAAGCCUCUGGAGUGCUGAUGCUCAUCCUUUGGCUGGCGUACCAGUUCUCCAGCUGGGUCGCUCCAUACACUCUCAGCAACCUGUCCCUCGGCAACACUUCGUCGCGGAGGCAGCAGCUGGUGGCCUUCUGGACGACGUUCCUCCUGCACCAUCUUGGCGGCGCUGAUAACAUCAGCGCCUUCUCCCUGGAGGACAAUAAGCUCUCUGCACGCGAAGCACUUAAUGUCAUCUCCCGGGUUGCUGGAGCCAGCUAUGUGCUAUACAAGCAUGUGUACAUUGGUGGUGGAGGCGGGACUUUGAUCCAGGCGUCCAUCAUCAUUUUCGCCAUGGGUGCUGCCAAGUACGUGGAGAGGGCAUGGGCGCUGUGGCAAGGCAACUUGGGCAACAUCUGGAGGUCCAGCAAAAAGAAGCAAGGAAGUAGAUUCUUCACUAGUGACUCGGUGAUCAGAAGAGGAACGGAUUGUAACUUGGACGAUGAGGAUGCCCUUAUGGUAGCACAUGACAUGCUCCCGCUUUGCAAGCGUGCCAUGUCUGAUUCUUCCGUCGACACAGAGUCACCUGACAAUCAUAACCUUGAUACAAGCAGGAAAAUAUUCACUAUGAGAUAG